Molecule: messenger RNA, 2007 nt
Organism: Talaromyces atroroseus
Lineage: Eukaryota; Fungi; Ascomycota; Eurotiomycetes; Eurotiales; Trichocomaceae
Product: Aorsin
Exons: 10
Coding region: 1-2007 (668 amino acids)
Biological process (GO): proteolysis
Molecular function (GO): serine-type endopeptidase activity; tripeptidyl-peptidase activity
Source: RefSeq, a predicted model, not a curated record
AUGAAAGUCCAUCUUUCUACUCUUGCCCUUGGGCUGGCCAUCGUUGCCGCCGCGGUGCCAGCUCCUCAAUCGCACGUUGUUCACGAGAAACGCAGCUCAGCCCCUUCAAAAUGGGUGAACGUGGGCCGCGUUGAUCCGAUGCACAAUGUGGUCGUGCGAAUCGGACUGAAACAGUCGAACCUUCAUCGGGGUUACGAAUACCUGAUGGAUGUAUCUCAUCCCGAAUCACCCAAUUUCGGAAAACAUUGGACACCAGAACAAGUCGUCAAGGCUUUUGCGCCCUCUGACGACACUGUCGCCCAAGUCCGCGCUUGGUUGACCAAUGCUGGUAUCGAUGAGUCUCGAGUCCUGCACACUGAAAACCAGGGCUGGCUCGCCUUCCCUGCGACAGCAGCAGAGGCAGAGGCGUUGCUGCAUACCGAAUACUACCACUAUGAGCACGAGGUCUUGGGGACCAAAGCUCUGGCUUGUGAACAAUAUCACGUGCCGCAGGCAAUUCAGGAGCACAUCGACUACAUCAACCCUGGCAUCGGACUGCCCGUGACGACCAAGGAAAAGCCAGCUUAUGGCAAGCGGGCAACCAAGCGCAGUAGCAAAUUCACACGCCCGCGAAAGUUUCGGUCUGUUGAGGACUGGUUCGGAUCUGAUCUCGCAAAUUGCGAUGUACAGAUCACUCCGGAUUGCGUCGCUGCGCUUUACGAGAUCCCUCCUGCCAACCAGAACGUCAAUCCAAACAACUCCCUGGGAAUCUUCGAAGAGGGCGACUACUAUGCUCAGGAAGAUCUGAAUCUGUUCUUUCGCAAUCUUUCCUCAAAUAUUCCUCAAGGCACACAUCCAAUCCCCGCAUUUAUCGACGGCGCUGAAGCCCCGGUGAAUGUGAGCGAGGCUGGAGGUGAAUCGGACCUUGACUUUGAGCUUGCUUUCCCUAUUAUAUAUCCCCAGACCAUCACGCUCUACCAAACCGACGAUUCGAAUUAUGCCUUGGCGGAUACUCCUACCUCGGGAUUUUUCAAUACAUUCCUCGAUGCCCUAGAUGGGUCAUACUGCACAUACUGCGCCUUUGGAGAAUGUGGAGACGACCCAAAUCUGGAUCCUGUGUAUCCCGACCCAAGUGCUGGCGGCUACAAGGGCCAAUUGAUGUGUGGCGUCUACAAGCCAACAAACGUUAUCUCGAUCUCCUAUGGCGGUCAGGAAAGCGAUCUACCUGCCUAUUACCAGCAGCGUCAAUGCAAUGACUUACCACGAGUGUAUCUCAUCGCCUCUAGGUUCCUGAAACUCGGUCUUCAGGGCGUAUCAAUUCUUGUUGCCUCUGGCGAUGAUGGCGUUGCAGGGCCUCCUGGAGACGACAGUGCCAAUGGCUGUCUUGGCAGCAAUUCAACUAUUUUCAGUCCAGCUUUUCCAAACAGCUGCCCGUAUAUCACGAACGUCGGGGCCACCAAAGUUUACCCUGGUCACACCGUCUGGGAGCCUGAAAGUGCCGUAGUUGACCCGGCUGGCCAUCCCUAUACCAUCGCAUUUUCCUCUGGUGGAGGGUUCAGCAACAUAUAUCCCAUUCCAGACUAUCAGGCUGCUGCAGUGGCGAACUACUUUGAAAAUUACAACCCACCAUAUCCCUACUACGAGGGCAAUGCAAGCUUUGGUAAAAACGGAGGUCUUUACAACCGCAUUGGCCGAGGCUACCCCGAUGUUGCUGCAAACGGUGAUAAUAUUGCAACUUGGAACGAGGGCACAUUUGGAUUGUCCGGAGGAACGAGUGCAAGCACGCCUAUCUUUUCCUCGGUGAUUAACCGCAUUAUUGAAGAACGCCUGGCGAUUGGUAAAGGUUCUCUGGGCUUCCUCAACCCAACGCUUUAUAGCAACGCCUGGGCCUUGAAUGAUAUCACAAAUGGAACUAAUCCCGGAUGUGGCACGGAGGGCUUUUCGACCGCCCCAGGAUGGGAUCCUGUAACUGGGCUUGGAACGCCAAACUACCCAAGGCUGUUGGCCUUGUUUUUGAGUUUGCCUUAG